This is a messenger RNA of Fibroporia radiculosa, 1032 nucleotides long. RefSeq lists its product as uncharacterized. The transcript has 17 exons. NCBI's taxonomy places the organism in Eukaryota, Fungi, Basidiomycota, Agaricomycetes, Polyporales, Fibroporiaceae. The coding region runs from base 1 to 1032 and encodes 343 amino acids. The record is from RefSeq and is a predicted model, not a curated record.
AUGAGCCAGGUCAGCAGCCCGUUGAUCUCUGCGAAGAUCUUCGACGCCUCUAUCGGCGCCUUGUUGGUCGGUGUGGUCUUCCAGGCGAUAUCGUACGGCGCUCUUUGCCUGAUGGCGUGGAAGUAUUUUCGGCGACCCGUCACAGACUCGAACAUAUUCAGAGUGACUAUUUUUCUCCUCUGGUGGGGAUUUUCCGCACAAAAAGCUUUUUGCCUGGCGACCGACUUGCACGCCCUGUAUUAUUUCACUAUCACGAACUUUUUCAAUCCAUAUGGUCUGCUGAGGGUUCCAUGGAGUGUUUGUCUGCUAGGAGUCGAAAUGGGUCUUGUGAUCACUAUUGUCAGAAUCACGUUUUCGAAUCGUCUCCGGAGAUUCUAUAAAGCCAGGGGAGAACUGGAUGGAUGGCGUUUGGCCCCGUUGUGUCUCGUAGUUUUCGUAUCAAUAGGUAACUUUGGUACGUCGUUUGCUUUCUUUUCUCGCAAAGAGGAUGAACAAAAUUCGCGCCGUUUAGCACUCAGUAUCGCAACAUCGGUUAAGAUGUUUGUCUCCCCAAACCAAACCGAUUUGUUCAAACUCAAGUUCGUCGCAAGCCCUAGGACACUUUUAUAUGUCCCCUUCUACAUCCAAAUCGCUAAUUACUACCUGAUCUCGCUUGUCGCAUCGCUCAACUAUCGCGAACUCAUUCGAUCUCAAUUGCAGAGGCCACUCUCACUGGACUUUUCCGCCUUUGAUAGAUGUGCCCCAGCUCGACCUACUGCGGCGCUGACUUCUCAAUCCAUCGCAUGCGCGUCCACUCCUACCUCCUCAGCGCAAAGUAGCGAUAGAAUGCAGAAAUGGAAGUCGGAAAAGGAAAUUGUGCAGCAUGAUAUGAUUUUGGUACCGGAAUGCGAGAAGAUGGUUGCGAGAAAUGGAGCGGGAGUCAUGGAUAUGUCGAAUGUCGAAAAUAAAGCAACAUGGCGUGCUUAUCCGGAACUCUCGGAUGACAGAGGAUUGGCGGAUGUAACUGAUAUUGAACGUCAAGAUGCGGAGUGA